This is a messenger RNA of Papilio machaon (common yellow swallowtail), 4101 nucleotides long. RefSeq lists its product as uncharacterized. The transcript has a single exon. Gene Ontology annotation, molecular function: zinc ion binding; nucleic acid binding. The coding region runs from base 1 to 4101 and encodes 1366 amino acids. Gene Ontology annotation, biological process: DNA integration. Lineage: Eukaryota; Metazoa; Arthropoda; Insecta; Lepidoptera; Papilionidae. The record is from RefSeq and is a predicted model, not a curated record.
AUGGAAAAAGUAAAAAAACAGCGGAGUACCCAAAGAGGGUUACUCACUAGAAUAGAAAAAUAUGUAACAUCGAGGGCGUCGAUGUCUGACGAGGACAUCGAUGCUCGCUCUGAGAGCCUUAAUACAGCGAUUAAGUCUCUGCGAGAGCUUCAGCAAAAGAUCGAAGACCACACCGUCGACCAGCAUGACGAGACCGCUUACGAGCAAGAACAGGAGUACAGAUACGAUUUCGAAGAGCUGUACACAACAAUUUUCACGAAACUAUUAACGAAAAAGAAACUAAACCAACGACAGCAAGAACAACAACAGCGAGCGCAACAUCAUAAUGAACAACAGGUGCAUGACCAGCAGCAGAUACGUGAGAGCAUACCUAAAAUACAAUUUCAACCACUAGGAGCAUCAGAAACUUUCAACAACUUUAAGAAAAGACUAGAAGCCUACUUUCGAUUGAAUAAUAUUACCAAAGAUCAAACAAAAACCAACAUUAUACUAUCUACAUUGUCACCGGAGCUCCAUGAAAAGCUCUGUGACUUAGUGUGCCCAGAAGAACCAAUUAACAUGUCAUUUGAUCUCAUCACCGAAACACUUAAUGAAUAUGUAGAUCCAAAACCUAGUAAAUGGGCCCUACAACAUAAAUUCAUAUCAAGAAUACAAAAAUCUGAUGAAACUAUAGCUCAAUUCACAGCGGAACUAAAAAAAUUAACAACAAACUGCGAAUUUAACUGUCAACAUUGUGAGAAGAACACAUCAGAAAGUUUCCUUUGCCUACAAUUCAUACGAGGCUUAAAAGAUAAUGAUGCAAGAACAAAAAUUUUACAAGAUCAAAAUAAAUGCACAUUUAAAGAACUAGUUCAAAUAGCAAUAUCAAUCGAAAUGGCAAAAACAGAAAACGACACUAUUGCUACAAAUGUAUUGCCCAGCACGAGUAACGGCAGUAUUGACAAAGUUUCUACAAACACAUAUCGACCUAAAACUUCAAACUCAAGACAAAUCACACGCCGAGAUUUAUUAGGUAAAUGUUUUCGCUGCGGAUCUUCUCAUGAAACGAGGAUAUGUAACGCCAGCAAUGUCACCUGCCGGAAAUGCAAUAAAAUCGGCCAUCUUGCCCGCGUUUGCCUACAACGCAAACCUAAUCUGCACUACAAGGCACCAAGACCCAAUUCGCACCAACUAGAAGAGCCGAACAAUAGCGAUAACGAUGACUUGAACGAUAUCAAUAUGAUAUCUGGCGAAAGAACUGAGAAAUUCAUGAUAUCAGUACAGAUCGAGAACGCAAAGCUGAAAAUGGAAUUUGAUACUGGAGCAACAUUAACGUCAAUGUCAAUGCGAGACUAUAGAAAACUGAAUAUUGGAAAAAGACUGUUCCACACAGACAUUAAACUUCGUACUUACACAGGAGAAGUAAUAAAAGCAGUUGGAGUCACUUACGUUAAAUGCAAAUACCAAGAGAAGGAAUUUCACGGUAAACUAUAUUUAAUCAAUGGCAAUGUAGAUCCUAUUUUUGGACGCAGUUGGAUGAAGGAACUGGAAAACUUGAACUUAGCAGAUAUAAAAACUAUACAAGACACAAAGAACUUAGAACUAGACCAACUCUUACAACUUUAUAAAACUUCAGUUUUUAAGUCCGACCUGGGUAAAAUACCUAAUUAUAAGGGACACUUAAACCUUAAAGAAAACACACAACCAAUUUUUAUCAAACCUCGAAGAAUACCCUACGCUUUAAAAACUAAAGUGGAUGAAGAAAUAGAGCGACUUUGCAAGCUAGGGGUCAUUACGAAAGUUGACCACUCUGAGUGGGGAACACCAGUGGUACCAGUUGUCAAGCCGAAUGGGUCAAUCCGACUUUGCGCAGACUACAAAGUUACAUUAAAUAAAGUUAUAUUGGAUGAAAAAUACCCAAUACCGAUGAUAGAAGAUAUCUUUGCAGAAAUGAAUGGCGGCAAGCUAUUUUGUACACUUGACAUAACUCAAGCAUACCUUAAUAUGGUCAUGGACGACGAAAGCGCAAUGCUACAAACACUCAGUACACACAAAGGUACAUACAAAGUAAAUAGACUUAUGUUCGGUGUGAAAGUCGCGCCUAGCUUGUGGCAAGGAUUUAUGGACAGACUCUUGCAGGGGCUGGAAGGAGUCAAAUGCUUUUUCGAUGAUAUAAUUAUACAAGGAGAUUCCAAGGAAAAAUUGUUACAAAGACUUAAGCUUGUGCUUGAUAAACUGAAAGAAAGCAACCUCAGAGUAAACAAGGAUAAGUGCCAAUUUUUUAAAACAAGUAUAAAUUACCUAGGGCACACUAUAGAUAAAGAUGGCCUGCACAAAAACAAGGACAAGAUAAAUGCUAUAAUAAAAACAGAACGCCCAGUAAACACUGCAGGAUUGAGAACGUUUCUCGGUAUGGCAAAUUUUUAUAAUAAAUUCAUACCCAAUCUCGCAUCCAUCACGAAUCCCUUGAACAACUUAUUAAAGAAAGAAUCAAGUUUCCAAUGGACUACACAAUGUGAAGAAGCCUUCACCAAAAUCAAAAAAGAAAUAUUAAGCGAAAGAGUAUUGACACACUUUGAUCCAACAAAACCACUAGUAUUGGCCACUGAUGCUUCACCACUAGGGCUUGGUGCAGUCCUAUCUCACAGACUUACUGACGGAUCAGAGAGGCCUGUUGCGUUUGCCUCGAGAACAUUAUCUGACAGCGAGAAAAGAUAUAGUCAAAUUGACAAAGAAGCUACGGCGAUUUACUGGGGAUUAAAAAAAAUUUUCUACUAUAUCUACGGCCGAAAAUUUACCCUCAUAACAGACCACAAACCACUUACAAGCAUAUUUCAUCCAAGUAAAACCUUACCAGCAAUGAGCACUAUGAGGUUAUUUCAUUAUGCCCACUUCUUGUCCGGAUUUGACUACAAUAUUGAAUAUAGAACUUCAGCGAAUAACUCCAAUGCCGACUACCUAUCAAGAUUUCCAAUAGAGUCUACAAGGAUUAAUAAAAUAGACCAGAACUACAAUUUCCAAUUAGAGCAAAUUAAUACUAUAGACAUCAACCCAAAUACGAUAGCAACCGAGACUAAAAAUGAUUCAGAACACAGACCUCUACUACAGGCACUUAAUUCAGGAAUCUCGCUAAGAACACUCGGUUUCAAGGACAAUGAGUUCACAUUACAUGACGGCUGUAUACUAAGAGGAGCGCGCGUUCUUAUCCCUAGAACACUUCAAGAACGCGUGCUAAAUGAACUACAUCUCGGCCAUCCAGGAAUAGUUAAGAUGAAAUUAUUGGCGCGCAGUUUUGUAUAUUGGAAGGGGAUUGAUAACGACAUCGAAAAGAAGGUGAAAUCGUGCAGAACUUGCAGACUACAACAGAAUGAACCUGAAAAAGCACCACUUCAUCAUUGGGAACGACCUGAUGGACCUUGGCAAAGAUUGCACAUUGAUUUUGCGGGACCUUUCCAGGGUCACCAACUUUUUAUAAUAGUAGAUGCAUUUUCAAAAUGGAUUGAGAUAAUACCUACCAAAACCACAACAACUACUUGGUGCGUCCAAAAACUGAAAGAAUUAUUUUGCACCUUUGGAAUACCACAAAUUUUAGUUUCUGACAACGGACAACAAUUUAUCUCAGAAGAGUUUGAAGCAUUCCUCAAAGACAGUAUGAUCGUUCAUAAGACGUCUGCUCCAUACCAUCCAGCAACGAACGGUCAAGCCGAACGAUACGUUCAAACCGUGAAAAGGAUACUACGAAGCUUAGAGGGGGAAGGAGGCACAAUAUAUCAAAAGCUCCUCACGACUAAAACACGACUUCGUCGAACGCCGGACGCUAACGGCCAGACCCCCUACCAACUUAUGUUUGGUAGGGAGGUACGCACGUCGCUACAUGCCAUGUUCUUGAGAGGGGAACUCCGACGACCAUCAGAUAAACACCAGCCACAUCUUAUCAAAAAGUUCAAUCCAGGCGACCGCAUCCAGGCCCGUGAUUAUACCGUCGGCUCCACGCAGCGCUGGCGUUUCGGGACCAUUCAGGAACGUUUAGGGAGACUACAUUAUAAAAUAAUAACUGAUGACGGCUCUGUCUGGCGUAGGCACAUUGACCAGCUCCUAGCUGCUCCCUUGGUCCAAAGCUAG